UUUCUAUGCAAGCCUGAUAAAUUUCAGAUAAGGUUCAUAUAAGUAUUAUAAAAGACAUAACGCACCUUCAGUUUCAUUAAAGUUACAAGAUGACGUCCCCGGUGAAAUUUCUUUCACUUCUGUUCGCUUUCGCACUCUUUGCUGUGGCAUUCGCUCUUUUCGAAGAGCCUCGUGAACUCCAAGAACUCGACCCUCAAGUAGGUGAAGAAGAAGCCAGGGAAUUUGCAGCACUCUUCAGCAAUGGGGUCAACUCAUUUGGUCGAUUCGUAAACUGGACCGCGUGCAAUGCUUCUCAAACUUCACUGAUUUCCUGCAUUGACUGUCAAACUCGACUCCUUUGCCUACCUAACAACAUAGGUAUCGCAACGUCCUGUCCCAAAGACAUCUUUCAACACUGCAAUCGGGGAGUAUGUUCGAACAUUAAAAGUCCAGACUGUUAAAAUCAAAACAAAAAUGGAAACUUGCUUUUUAAAAAAUGAAUGUUUUUUUUUAUAUAAUUCAAGCGUGUUUUAGUUGUAAGGAACAAUUGCAAUUGAAAAUUAAAUACAAUUCACCCAAAUCACUACAAUUGAGUACUUUGGAAACAACGAUUCAGAAACAUUUUCCAAUAUUAGACAAAAUCUUUAAUUAAUAUAACAUUACUUUAUAUAUAAACAACAUUUGAAGAAUUGUGACUUUCGACUUUACAUUAAACGUUGUAUUCUUGUACAUGUCUUGUAUUUAAUUUUGAUUGUAAUAUGCGACUUGAUUGAAUUUCAAAAAUUCUAAUAAAUUAUGUUUAUGACUAUUCUCCGAUAUUUUUUAAUGUGCAUAUACCAUUGCUCGUUUAACGCGACAAGUAAUGAACUACAAUCUUCUAACGAGUGAUAUCAAUAGCUAAAGAUUCCGAUUUUUGUGCGUCAAUGUUUUAUGAAGUCUCACAAGCAUCACAAAUAAGAAGAUCGGCAAAGUGAAGAGGAACUUUUUCGCUUUCGGAGACAAAAUACGUGAUUUCAUGAUCAUAUUUAGAGUGUCACUGCUAAGAUACGAAUUACAGAAAUUCGUACCGCCAAAGGAAUCCUUUUCAAAUAAAUACAAUAUCUUGGAAUUUAAUGAAAAUUCUUUUGAAGAACAUAGUAUUAGCGGCUCCAAUGGUACGCGUCGACCCGCGUCAACCCUUCAUUGUAUAAAAUUACAAUUCGUAUGCCUUAGAUACGAAUAUAUUUGCCACUACUCUUUGGUAGCACGUGGAUUUACUAACUAAUUUUUGUUAUCUCGUACGAAAAAUUCAUCAUAAGUCUUGCUAUAUCUGCUAAAUCAUAAGUUUCUUGAAUGCAAGCAUCUUACUGCCUUCUUCUACCAAACUGUAUUGUAUAACUCUAGUGUUUUGGUUUAAAAAAACAUUGUACGUAGUGUAUAAACUGGGGAUUGUGAGAAUAAUAUGCAGUCUGUGCAAGCCCCGAAAUAUCUAUUUGAAGUAGAAGUGGUUUGCCUCCAGUGAAAACAAAACAGUGCUGUUGUUUAAAAUUCACGAGCCUUAAACUAGGCAUUUAUAGGUUCCGAUCACGGCGGCUGACGUACUUACUACGUAGGUGUGUCACGACUAAAUUGUAUUUUACUGUGCCCUUUCACGUACACAAUAGGAUAGAGCAUCGCUUUAGAUUGAUACAAAAGUCACAUUUACACUAUUGUAGCAAAUUUCCACGCAUAGGAAGACAAGAAAACCUAGCCGCCUUUAAACCCAUGUAACUGCAAGUGAAAAUAUAUUUUUAAACCAUUACCAUUUAUAGGCGAUCAUGUCGGCUACCACUAGACUAGUGGUUAUCUCAUCUCGCUAGCUGGUAUUUAGUUGUUUAAAAGUCAUUAAAUCAGUUUUUUUUUAUUUUUUGUGUAACGGUUCUGAACCAGGAUAUUGAGAACGAUUCCUAGGUAGUGCACGCUCCGUGUUGGCUUUUUAGCAUGAUUUGCUUGUUUUCGAAUUCUCAUAGAGGGUAUUUAUGCAAAUAUAGGGCCGGUCGUAAAAAUUAACCAAAUCAUUUCUCAAAAGUGCCUGUAAUUGGUCUAUUGGACCGCCAAUGCCACAUUGUAAAGGGUUAAAGGAAGUUGGAAGGAUGUUCUUCCUAAUCCUUUUAAAUGAUAAGUAGACAGGAAACGAUAUGCUUUCAAUAAGAAAACAAUUUGAAACAAUAAUACAAAACCUAUUGUAUGUAUUGUACCUUUUAUGAAAUCCUUGUCAAAUGAAAUACAUAUUAUCUAGCAAAAUCAUUGUGUAUUUACAGUAUAUAAAGUAAGGUCUGAUCGUGCAACAUUACUUUUUAAACGUGGGUAGUGGGGGAAAGUACAUCUUCCAGCUCACAAAAUGGCGCUUAAGUGGACUUUAGUAUGCCUUUCAAUCGUUCUGUUUGCUGCAACUCUAGUUAUAGCUGAAGAAGCAACGACUGAGGUUGCUGACAGCGACGAAUCUUCAAAUAGCACCGAGGCAAGCUCUAGUGAUACUACCCAUCAUGCCGGUCCACCACAUCAUGGACAUCACGGUCAUGGCCCACCGCGUGGACAACCGCGCGGGUCGCAUCGCCACAAAAGAUCUGCUGAGCAUCACAACAAUCAUAACGAGAAAUCUGCACAGCAUAGAAAUCAAAAUGGACAUCAAGCGAGCGCUGGACGUCGCCGCAAUUCGUGCACCAACGCUAUUCGUAGAGUAAGUUGCCGAGGCUGUCACGAAAUCGUAGAAUGUCGGAAUGGAAAUAGGCGACUGAUUAGAAGGUGUGGUGGUAUGGAACCUUACUGCAAUAACGGUCGUUGUUCCUCAAGGCCUGGAGCUAGAUGCCACCGCUCACGUCCGCCACUCAGGCCCACUCGGACUCGCAUAUCCUCUACAACCUCCAGUGGUGAUACCACUUCAAGUACAUCAUCCCAAAGUACAACUGGUUCGACCAGCACAACUUCAAGUGAUAGUACAACAACCGCCGAUGACAGUACAACUACUACGACAGGAAGUACGACUUCUACAAGCGGAAGCACUACAGACAGUACUAGUUCGACAACGGACAGUAGUACUUCCACAACGGACAGUAGUACUUCCACAACAGACAGUACUACUUCCACAACUGACAGUACCACAUCAACAACAGACGACACCACUUCCACAACUGAUAGCACAACGUCAACUAGCAGUGACAGUACAACGUCUACGACUGAUAGUACCUCUUCAUCUUCUUCAAGCUCUUCUACUUCAACUACAACCGAAGAAUCCGAAGAAUCUGAAGACUCCGAAGAAUAAACAGCUACAAACGUUUCAACUACUACAAAAUUUUGCUAUUCUACAGGAUUUUUUCCUUCAAAAUGCUUCCCACGACAUCCAAAAUAUAUUGAUACAUUUACAUUGUUUACAUAAUAACAUUACUUUUAAAUACACGCAAGGUUGCAGCACACGACUACAA
Molecule: messenger RNA, 3419 nt
Organism: Manduca sexta (tobacco hornworm)
Lineage: Eukaryota; Metazoa; Arthropoda; Insecta; Lepidoptera; Sphingidae
Product: putative protein TPRXL
Exons: 4
Coding region: 2339-3259 (306 amino acids)
Source: RefSeq, a predicted model, not a curated record